GAAGUUUAUUAAACAAAAGCUGACUUAGGCGAAUCCAAAAAGGAGAGUCAGAUUCCAAAUCGUCGAUCUCCACCCCCUGGAAACGGUUCGAGAGCCCCACGUUGCUUACAUCCUUCGUCUCCGUCAUCUCUAGCCGCACCACCAAAGACGAAACCCUUCCUACCUAUCGCGUGCGUACCACUACCCCGGAUACACCCAUACUCUGCGUCGCGGGGGGUUCGCGGACACCUGCUUUCUUUGCCGUCACAGGAAAAUGGUCAAUUCGUCAUUGGAGGAGUCAAACGAUAACGGGAGCGCCGAGACUCGUGGUAGUGCUAAAAGCGGUAGCUCGAGACCGUCUUUUACCGACUAUUGGAGACGCACUAAAGAGGCCGCGAGGUCUAUCACCUUCGUCUCAAGCGGUCCCGAGGCACAGGCAGGACCUAGCAAAGAUGACGGCCAUCACGGCAACAACAAUGGACGGGAGUCGGAUCUGGGUAAGUCUAAGGCUAGAAGGGCGCAGGUCCGAAAGGCCCAGAUCCAGCAUCGAGAGCGCAAGGCAAAUUACACGAAGCAGUUGGAGAUGGAUGUAGUCCGUCUACGCGAUCUGAUCGAGCAGACGGAGCAUCAGAGCUCGGCCCUCAGGACCGAAAAUGAGGCGAUACGGCAUCGUUUAAGUCUUGGCUCAGCCUCGGCUCUGGGGAUGAUCCCGUCUCUCGGUUUUUCGCUCUCGCAGCCGGAGUACACGGCCAGUCUUCUUGCUUCGUCCGAGUCUCUAAGUACACCGCUCUACCAGGUUCAACGGAUCCCAACGCCGUCGUCAUCAUCAUCGCCGCAUAGUGCCGGUGGAGGGGAUUUUGUAGACGUGGCUGGGAUCCCGGGAAUGGUUCUGGGGAUGACGAUGUCGCAGGAACAGGUCGAUCACGCCAUCAACUUUAUCUUGGAGCUAGAACAUAUCUGCUGGAACCACUUCCACCCCUCGUACUACGACCACAACGACUACGACCCAGAGGGCAAAGAAAACGGACACAUGCUAAUGGCCAGCGCCCUCGCGCUCCGCAGCGCACCAGCCGGGGCAUGGGAGCAGAUCGGCGCCGAGAAAGAGCGUCGGAAGCAGGCCAAUCCCAACGCCGGCAGUUGCACGGGCACCGGUCCCUCCUAUGCCCCUGGAUUCCCGAACCCAACCAGCAGCAACGAUGAAAACUGUCUCAACCCUAACAUCAACACCACCCUAACAUCCUGGCAAAUCCCUCCUCGCCCCAACAACAACCACACCCAAACCCACACCCACACCCACAACCCCCAAACCUUCCCCCCCUCACCUACCACCAACCCCCCAAACCCCAGCACCACCGAACCAGCCCUAACCCUCGAAUCCCUCUUCCACCUCGCCUCAACGCUCAACCCAGCCUCCGGCCCCGAACUCGCGCCCGUGCAAGCCUGGUUCGAAGUCGCGCGACUGUACGGCGGCGGGGUGGUUCUGAAUGUCGGACUCAUGGACCGCGUGAAAGCCGCGCUGGCGCCGUCGGUGGAAUGUUUGCAUUUCGGGGCCGUGAUGUCCCGCGGUGCGUUUGAGGAGGCUGUCGAGAGGGUUUUGGGACCGAUUCCUGGGCCGGCGAUUUAGGGGUUUGGGAAGGUUGGUUGGGUUUAGGGGGGAGAGGGGGGAAGGAGGAGGUACAUAGGUGUGAAAAGAUGGGAUGGUUGAGAUGGUGGGGUGGGUUUGUAGGUAUUUGUAUAUAUGUGUGCGACGACAGGAGAUUGAAAAUAAGGAAGGAGUAUGGGAUGGUUGAUCGAGAAUGUAGGAAAUAUUGAUUUAUAACCAAAAGACUUUGUACUUACCUAGGAAUUAAAAGUUUGGGAAACAUUAUACUUUAUGGAAAUUUCUACUGCGUUGGUAGGAUGCUGAUAACGCGUAUGUUUCUUACCAUGUCAGCC
Molecule: messenger RNA, 1914 nt
Organism: Annulohypoxylon maeteangense
Lineage: Eukaryota; Fungi; Ascomycota; Sordariomycetes; Xylariales; Hypoxylaceae
Exons: 3
Coding region: 254-1603 (449 amino acids)
Cellular component (GO): RNA polymerase II transcription regulator complex
Molecular function (GO): DNA-binding transcription activator activity, RNA polymerase II-specific; transcription cis-regulatory region binding
Source: RefSeq, a predicted model, not a curated record